Messenger RNA from Pyricularia oryzae 70-15, 1890 nucleotides. RefSeq names its product bilirubin oxidase. The transcript has 2 exons. Gene Ontology annotation, molecular function: oxidoreductase activity; copper ion binding. Bases 1 to 1890 code for a protein of 629 amino acids. Lineage: Eukaryota; Fungi; Ascomycota; Sordariomycetes; Magnaporthales; Pyriculariaceae. The record is from RefSeq and is a predicted model, not a curated record.
AUGCGUUCCUCGGUUGGUUUCGCCGCGCUUUACGCCGGCCUCACUAUGCUCUUGUCCCCUGUCGUGGCUCAAAACUCCACCACCUUCCCCGACUAUGUCCUGGCCAUGCCAGAGGCCGAGAGGAUCGCCCUCUCGCAAGUCGUCGAGGAUGACCCCAACGACAUCACCGACCCGGCAAAGGACUGGAUCAGCCCCCUGUACCCCUUGAUCUUCAAGACCCCCCUGCCCAUCCCUCCCAUCAAGGAGCCUCUCAAGAAGCUCAAGAACCAGAUCAGCGGUGGCGACAUUUGGUACUAUGAGAUGGACAUCAAGCCCUACUCCCAGCAGGUCUACACCGACCGUGGAGCUGCCCACCUUGUCGGCUACGACGGUGUAUCCCCUGGACCCACCAUCAUCGUUCCCCGUGGCGUUGAGACCGUUGUUCGAUUCGUCAACAACGCUGCUCUCCCCAACUCGGUCCACCUUCACGGUUCAUACUCGCGUGCCCCCUUUGACGGCUGGGCUGAGGACGUCACCAACCCCGGCGAGUUCAAGGACUACUACUACCCCAACCAGCAGUCCGCCCGCAUGCUCUGGUACCACGACCACGCCGUCCACAUCACGGCCGAGAACGCCUACAUGGGACAGGCCGGCGCCUACAUCAUCACGGACCCCGCCGAGGACGCCCUCAACCUCCCCGCGGGCUACGGCAAGUACGACAUCCCGCUGGUCCUGACCGCCAAGUCGUACCAGGAGAACGGCGACCUGGUCUCGACCAACGGCGAGGAGGACAGCUUCUGGGGCGACGUGAUCCACGUCAACGGCCAGCCCUGGCCCUUCUUGAACGUCGAGCCGCGCAAGUACCGCUUCCGCUUCCUCGACGCCGCCGUCUCGCGCUCCUUUGCCCUGUACUUUAGCCCCGUCGGCUCCAGCAGCGCCAAGAUCCCCUUCCAGGUCAUCGCGUCCGACGCCGGCCUGCUCGAGUCCCCCCAGCAGGUCUCCAACAUCUUCCUGGCCAACGCCGAGCGCUACGAGGUCGUCUUUGACUUUUCCCAGUACGCCGGCCAGGCCAUCGACCUGCUGAACCUUCCCGGCGCCGGCGGCCCCGGUGUCGAAAAGGACUACUCCAACACCGACAAGGUCAUGCGCUUCAUCGUGGGCGACAAGGUCGCCGCCCCCGACACCAGCGUCGUCCCCUCUGCUCUGCGCACCGUCCCCUUCCCCAAGCCCGUGACCAACAACGCCAUCAGCCACUUCUUCCGCUUCCACCGCCAAAAGUCCGAGUGGCGCAUCAACGGCAUCACCUUUGCCGACGUCAACAACCGCAUGCUCGCCAACGUCCCCCGCGGAACCGUCGAGAUCUGGGAGCUCGAGAACUCGUCCGGCGGCUGGUCCCACCCCAUCCACAUCCACCUGAUCGACUUUAGGGUGCUGGCUCGCGAUGGUCCCCGCUCCGUCAUGCCCUACGAGGCCGCCGGUCUCAAGGACGUCGUCUGGCUGGGCCGCAACGAAAAGGUCCUGGUCGAGGCCCACUACGCCCCCUGGGACGGCGUUUACAUGUUCCACUGCCACAACCUGAUCCACGAGGACCACGACAUGAUGGCCGCCUUCAACGUGACCGCCCUGCCCGACUUUGGCUACGAUGAAAAGACUCACUUCAUCGACCCCAUGGAGCAGCGCUGGCGUGCCAAGCCGUUCGGUGCUGCCGAUUUCAAGGCUCGCACUGGUGCCUUUAGCGAUGCCAACAUCGAGGCUGCCGUUGCCUUCCUGGCAGACACCGAUGCCUACAGCAAGGUCGACAUUGUGAACCAGAACCUCGACAGCUACUGGGCUGCCAAGGGUCUCAAGGCUCGCAAGGUUGGCGAGAGGCAGGCCGAGGGACCCAUCCCCCGCUACAUGCCGCGUCAGUGA